GCUUCCGCAAUUUGUCUCCGACCGGGUCGCGAUCAGCAUGGCCGAACUCUGGAAGAAAGCCGUCAAAAAGGCCACCAAAAAGAAGAAACAGCGCAACUUGUGGAUAAUCUACCGGCAACAUUACGACGAUACAGAUUUCAACUACCGAGUGAAAGAUGGGCGCGGUCGCUUGGCAUUUGGUUCGUCAGGAAUCAGGGAUUGCGCCAACCCUUUCAAUUAUGGAACCUCAAGAUUAGCUAUCGACAAACGCAGUUUCAAUGCCCCACAACUUGGACCCGGGAAAUACGAUGUUAAAUGUGAAGAAUUGUUCCCGCAGUAUUGCAGUUUGAGUGGCUAUGGGGGUUUAGCACGAAGAGCACAGCGAUUUGCAGGAGAGACUGAGGCAGGCAAAGAGAAGAAGCCAAAAGUUUCUGGCAUUCCAAGUAUCUACGAGUACAGUCCAGACAUCUGCUGCCAAUCUCCAAGGAGAACCAAUGAUUUUACCUGGCCUUUCAGAGCACAGUACAAACCGUUUGAAUGGUCCAAACGGUCUUCCGUCCCAGAGGCUGGGUUAUAUUAUGAUGGGAUCAUUCGAAAACAGAGCUUACAAUAUUCUCAUUGUUUCGGAGGCAAAAAGAGACUCAAUCACCAUGUGUUAGUCAAAUGCCAGCCAUACAAUAUAGAUGAAUGUACAAUAUGUGGAGAGGCUCUCGACGCUCAAGAUUACUGGGUGGCUUCUGGGAAUUUUUUAUGUCUUACUUGUAUGGCUGAACAGAGAGUUUCACACUCGCAUUUCUCACAGCUUGAGUUGCAGAAAUUUGAGAAAAUCAGAAGUUGCUCUUUCAUGCAUUCACAUGAGGGUACAACAGCGAAAAUUCCUCUAAAAUCAAACAAAGAGCUGUCAGAACUGAUGUACCAUGAAUGUUACUUCUCAUCAUACUUUGAUGAGUCGAAAAGUGUGAUUAUGAAGCCAAGGACAACUGGAUUGAAACGAAAAUACGGUGGACGGAUAAACUUCAUAGGUCAACUAAAAAUUCAACCAUUAAAAAUUCCCUGAGGAAAUCAAAAUAUGCACUGCGAGAGGAGUAAAUGAAAUCCUCAUCUACGACAUGUAAAUCUGGAUGAUAGCAAAAUUAAUCUUGGCAUCCGCAGAAAUGUCAUAAAGAUCCAUUUAUUACUGUUCCUACUAAAUAAAUUGUUAAGUUUGCCGGAAAAUUGAAUCAAUUUUUUUCAGGGGGGGAGGGGAUUGUUGAGCGAUAAUCCACCUAAGGGCUCUGUAUGGAAACUCACUGCGAAAGUUUCUAUUUUUAAGAAGACUGCCACAAUCAAGCUACUAAUUACGAGGAGAAUGUUCUGAAAAAAGUAUUUUACCUUAAAAAACCAAAAACAGUCAAUUUGGGGAGUACCUUUUGUCAAAAUUUUAACCUCAGUGGACCAAUUAACAGUAAGAAAAUUACGUCAAUGCACGACUUGGUUUCUCAUCAAAAUUUCACUCAGUAUAUCUAAAAAACAUAGAUCAGAAAUAUGGCAUUUAUAGAUUGCACUGGAUUUUUGUCAAUUCAAACUUUUUGCUCAAGAGAAAAAAAGGAAAAGAAUGUCAACAAAGAUCAACUGGUCAUUGAAAACAAAGUCGAACUUUCCACAAAAAAUUUGAGUUCAAAUUUACAAAACUUUACUCCUCUUAUGAUACAUGAAAUUUUUAUGCUUGCCAAAGAAGAAUAAAUAAUUCAAUUGAAA
Bemisia tabaci is the source of this 1716-nucleotide messenger RNA. RefSeq lists its product as uncharacterized. Lineage: Eukaryota; Metazoa; Arthropoda; Insecta; Hemiptera; Aleyrodidae. The record is from RefSeq and is a predicted model, not a curated record.